This is a messenger RNA of Argentina anserina (silverweed cinquefoil), 2024 nucleotides long. Its product is annotated as transcription factor bHLH110. Gene Ontology annotation, biological process: regulation of transcription by RNA polymerase II. Lineage: Eukaryota; Viridiplantae; Streptophyta; Magnoliopsida; Rosales; Rosaceae. Bases 342 to 1730 code for a protein of 462 amino acids. Gene Ontology annotation, cellular component: nucleus. Gene Ontology annotation, molecular function: protein dimerization activity; RNA polymerase II cis-regulatory region sequence-specific DNA binding; DNA-binding transcription factor activity, RNA polymerase II-specific. The record is from RefSeq and is a predicted model, not a curated record. The transcript has 7 exons.
CUCUCUCUCUCUCUCUCUCUCUCUGAAAGUCUGCAUCUUUCUUUCUUUUCAAGGUUUCUGCUUUAAUUAAUAAGAUCGAUGCGAACUUGAAAGAGAGUAAAGGGAAAACUCAGGAAAAGUGACUAGCUAAAAGCAGCAAGGUAAGGUAUAUAUGUAUAUGUAUGCGGCUGUCACCUGAGUACUUGGUUUUCCAUCCAUCUUUGAUUUGAGUGAGAGAGAUUUCAAUUCCAUGAGCAUAUUAAAGCUAGCUUUUAUAGUUUGAUUACCCUAAUUAAUCUUUCUUUGAUCUUGGGAUUUUCAAGCCUUUCAAAAACAAAAAACAGAAAAUUAUCUUUGCGCAUAUGGAGUCUGCAAAUCUCCAUCACCAGCUCCAAGAGAAUCUUAGUCGUCUCGGGUCUUCUUCUUCCUCUUCUUUAGCUACUGCCCCAUCUUACUAUGGAGUUCGAAUCAAGCAUGCUUGGACCCAGCCUCCUACUAAUACCACCAACACUGAUUUGAGCAACCCAUUAAAUUCAAGCUUCAACGGUAGUAGUAGUAGCUCUAUUAAUAUGGUACCUGAUUUGGGUAUUCACGGCUGGCCUCCUAGUAAUAGUAAUUUGAAUAGAGCUGGAAGCAGUAGUAGUGUUAAGGAAGAGCUUUCAUCAUCUUCAUCGGACUCAACCUUUCCAAAAUUUACACAAAUGCUGACCAGCCCCUCUACCACUAGUAUUAACCUUGACGAUGAUGACUACCAGUUUUCUACUCCUACAAGCCUCAGCCUUAUAAAGAAUGAGCAGAAAGAAAUGUUGAUGAAUGAUCUCAGUGAAAAACUCUUGCUCAAGACCUUGUCCUCUUCGGGAAUUAAUCAUUCAUUAGCUGGGGAUCAUCUUCAUCAUCAAUUUUACAGCUCAAAUAACAACCAUGUCCAGAACUAUACCCACUUGAUGCCUGGGAGAACAGGAGGGCAAUACUUCAGCCAAAUUUAUCCAAGUAUAAAUAUUUCCAACUUAAACCAACAGGCAUCGCCGUCGUCAACAAUCUCAAGCUGCAGCUCCUUAGACAUGAACUUGCAGGCUAUGGAUCUUUUAGCUUCUUCGAGAUUUAGUACUCAUGAACCUUCUAAUUCACAUGAAGCCCUUGGCAUAUACAACAAGGAAGUUCGGCCUAAUUUCUUUGGUCUUCAACAGAUGCACCAGUCAAGAGCAGAUCAUCAUCAUAGUCUGCUAUCUUGCGGUACCAAUAGUAAGAUAUCUCCUUUUGAGUAUGAAACCGCAGAAGUAAAGCGACCCGGCAGUUUGAUAGAGCCAACGGCAACACAAGCAGCUGCAUCUAAGAAAUCGCGGUUAGAGUCACGCACUCCCUGCCCACCCCUUAAGGUUAGGAAGGAGAAACUAGGCGACAGAAUUGCAACUCUUCAGCAAUUGGUUGCACCCUUUGGCAAGACGGACACAGCAUCCGUACUAAUGGAGGCUAUUGGAUACAUCAAGUUCCUUCAAAACCAGGUUGAGACACUAAGCGUCCCAUACAUGAAAUCAUCACGCAACAAGUCCUCUAAAGCAAUGUUGCAAGGGAGUGUGGUAGAGAUGAAUGGCUCAGAGGGAAAGCGUGAUCUGAGAAGUAGAGGGCUGUGUCUGGUGCCCUUGUCGUGCAUGUCGUAUGUCGCCGCAGGUACUGAUGUCGCCGCCACCACUGCUGGUGUUACUGGAAGCGUUAACUGGCCAAACCCUAAUUAUGGUCAUGGAGGAACUUGAAAUAGGAUUAGUCAUGUUCUGAAUUCUUUUUAAUCGCUUAUCUUUUAAGGUUAUAAUUGUAACCGCGGGUUGAUGAAAUCGAUCAGCUCCAAUAUCCCUCUGCAAGGCCGCCUAGCUCUAAAGUAUGCCAUUUAUGUUCAAUAAGGCCUCUCAAGUUCAAUGGAGCAAAUUUUGUUGUCCUCUAAGCAGUCAGAACAGGGAUGGAAGUUUGAUCCAUUAACCAUUCAUCGAUGCAUGUACUGUUGAUUGUAGAUCUUCUUAUAUAUGCAGUUUUAAUCUGAUUUCAAUCCGUUA